AAUGAAAUAUAAUUCUCUCUCUGUAGAAAAUUUCGCCGCUCCUUCCUUCUUCCCCUCUUCUCUUUUUUCGUCUCUCUCUGCAUCUCGGAAAAAUUUAUUCGCCAACUUCUUUAAUCGUCCAGCAUCUCCAUAAAUCAGAUCCAGUUGAAGAUCGAAGGAUGUCAUAUAAGCUUGGACCCAUUGAACUGAAAGAGUAAUCUCCAGCUCAUCUUACUGCCAAUUGAUCCUUAGACAGAAUUUUUUUCCGCACCAGUUGUCCCGAAGCUGCGUUCGGUUUCGUAUCAUGUUUCUGAUGCACAGUUCUGGGUUUAGGAGCUCCAAGCUUGAAUUGUUUUGAAAUAGGAGUGACAGAUCGUUUUCUGUGAUUUUGUGUUGGAAGAGAUGAGUGGACAUCAAGCACAGGAGAAAUAUGAAGUUAAAGCUUCUUCCAGUAAAGGUGUGGAGAAUAUCCGAUGCAGCUCAAUUUUUGGACAGUUUUCAGAAAAAGAGAUUAUAACUCAGUUAAAAGGGCUUGCUCGUGAUCCUUCUAUGCCACAAUUUGCAAUUGAUAACAUUCAGCCUUUGUGGACUCAGAUUCUUGGUCUCAGAAAAUUAAUGGCUCUCAAAGCUUCUGAAAUGCCUUGGAGAAAGCGGAAACUUGAGCAGCUUGUCAAAGAUACCCUGAGAUGUCCAGCUGGCUUUGUUUCACCUCACCAACAGAACAUGACAAAACGCAGAAGACGGCAGUCAUCCCAAGCUUCAUCAUCAUUGUCAUGCUUGCUCAAUUCAAUUGACUCUGCCCACAGUCAUGAUGACAAAUUCAUCUUUGAAUCUCUAGUGACCUUCGAUGAAGCUUUUCCAGAGAAACUGGUAACCACUGAAUGUUCAUUUGCUGAUGAUGUGGUAGAUUUGAAAUGCACCUCCAAAGAUGUAUCUCCGGUAGUAGAUUCUAAUGAAUCUGUAUAUGUUUCAAACCCUUCCAAUAUAGAGGACUCAUCUCCUAAUGUAGCACACCAUUUAGCUAUUAGUAAAGUAGUUCGCAGCUUGAAUUUACCAACAUUGAGUGGCACACAGAGAAAACACCUUGAGCCUUCUCAUCGGUCAAUCAGAUUACUGAAUUUCAUCGGAGAUCAUCUUCAAAGGAAGGUUAUUCCGGUUGGACCUCGUUUUCAGACUGACAUCCCUGAGUGGGAUGACACGGUGAAUAUGAGCUUUCGUAUAAGCUCAUACAAGAGUGAUUCUGAUAAUUUGAAGUGGUUGGGCUCCCAAGUUUGGCCAAUCGUAACUAGAAAUAUGAAAUCCACUAGAAGAGAAAUUGGGAAAGGGAAAAACAAUUCUUGUUCCUGUGCAUCUCGGGCAUCUGCUGAUUGCAUUAAACGCCAUGUACGUGAGGAAAGGCUACUUCUUCAACACGAUCUGGGCCCUGCUUUUUCUAGUUGGAAGUUUGAUGAAAUGGGUGAGCAGGUCUCAGAGUCAUGGUCUCUCAAGGAGCAACGAGCUUACGAGUCACUAAUGAAAAUGAGGCCAUCAGCUAAUGAGAAAAGCUUUUGGAAGCGUAACUUGAAGCAUUUACCCAGAAAGUCUAAGAAAGACAUUGUGAACUAUUAUUUCAAUGUUUACAUUCCUCACCGCAUGAGCCUACACAGGUCGUCACCAACCAUUAAGCAAGUCGACACUGAUGAUGAGGACGAGGAUGAGGCAGAUAAUUCUGAUCACAAUGGUUUGCAGAAAGGAGCUGAAGGGAGAAGUCCUACAAUCCCCAACAAGAAGGCUAGAUAUUUACGUACUAGCUAAGUUGGCCUUCAAGUCCAUUGAUUGAGUCCCAUUAGAAGGUUCGUUUCUUGACCAAUUUUUUUGUCCGAUCAGCUUACCGUAUAUACCAAUGAAAAUCUUGACUUUGGAUCUCAAUUCAUUAAUCACUUAACUUUUGUUCAAACCCUUAGUGGGUGCAUUCAAGCAGAAAUGCAUCAUGCUAUAUAUUCAGGUUGUGAGUUUUGAAAGUGGUGAUGGGAGUCUUCUUGUUUAUGUUCUCACAAUUAUGAAAUUAUCAUGCUAUAGUGAAUGAAUUCACAUUAUCUUUGUCAAUUCAUUAACCACUUGAAUUCCGGACUUCUUUGGUGCCAUGUGUACUGGGCUGACCCAUUUACUGUCAAGAAUGGAGUAAAUUAUUAGUUUUGUAAACUAAUAA
Salvia hispanica is the source of this 2167-nucleotide messenger RNA. RefSeq lists its product as uncharacterized. Lineage: Eukaryota; Viridiplantae; Streptophyta; Magnoliopsida; Lamiales; Lamiaceae. The record is from RefSeq and is a predicted model, not a curated record.